GGUACUAGCAACCCUGUGAGGCAGUGGGGAAGACUUCAGAUGAUACAUUGCCAGUAACAACCGUAGGCUUAACAUAUACUAUAAACAAUUAAAAAAUGGAUCACUCCGCAAAAGAACAGGAGGCUAUGGCUUUGGUGGCAGAGGCAGAUAAGAAAAUGAAGUCACCAGGGACGUUUUUGGGGACGUUAUUUGGGAGUUCUUCAAAGGCCGAAGAUGCCUGUGAUAUGUAUGUAAGAGCAGCAAAUAUGUUCAAAAUGGCCAAAAAUUGGAAUGCGGCAGGUAAUGCUUUCUGCAAAGCUGCCCGACUGUACCUACGAGUGGACAACAAAUUAAAUGCUGCUGUGAGCUUUAUUGACGCAGGAAAUGCCUUUAAAAAAUCGGACCCUGAAGAGGCAGUGAAAUGUCUUGGCCAGUCGAUUGAGAUUUACACUGAUAUGGGGCGUUUCACAAUUGCAGCUAAACAUCAUGUUACCACUGCUGAAAUAUAUGAAAGUGAGCUGCUGGACAUUGAGAAGGCUGUUGCCCAAUAUGAACAAGCAGCUGACUAUUACAAAAUGGAAGAGGCUACCAGUGCUGGCAAUAAAUGUCUCAUGAAAGUGGCUACUUAUGCAGCUCAACUGGAACAGUACCAGAGAGCUAUUGAAAUCUAUGAGCAGAUUGGCACCUAUGCAAUGGAUAGCACUUUGCUUAAGUAUGGUGCGAAAGAUUACUUCUUCAAAGCAGCACUAUGUCACUUUUGUGUAGACAUGCUGAAUGCAAAGUUGGCCAUUCAGAGGUAUGAGGAAAUGUUCCCAGCUUUCUCCGACUCCAGAGAGUGUAAACUUGUCAAGAAACUCCUGAAUGCACAUGAAGAAGAGAGUGUUGAUGCUUACACUGAUGCUAUAAAGGAAUUUGACUCGAUCACCAAGCUGGAUCAAUGGCAGACCACCAUGUUACUCAGAAUCAAGAAGACCAUCCAGGACGAUGAGAGUGACCUGCGCUAACGCUCCUUGCGUUGCCGGGUGACCCCCCACCCCAUCCCACUCCCUUUUUCGUAUCUUUGUCUUAAUGUUUACACCUUUCAAUGGGAACUGCACUCAUAGUUUUCAAAUGUGGCAUGUAUAGGUAAUGUUUCCAAAGAACAGUAGUAUACAGUAUGUUUUGCCACACAGAGCAGAGCCAAGUGCUGCUUAUGCAAAUUCUUUAUGCUUGUUAAAGACACAGUAUUGGUUCUGCAAGGGAACAAGCUGGCUUCUUUUUUUUUAAUUCUCAACCAUUACUUUUGUGGCAAUUUACUCGCCAUUUAGGGGUCCACCUACUGUUAAUAUUUUUGCAUCACCUGGGUGGUUACAUCAAAAAAUGCCAAAUUGUUAGCGCCCCAUUUUGAGCCUUUUUGUAUGAUUGAGUGCAGUUGAGUGGACUUGGUUUAAAAUGUAAUGUAAUGUUUGCAAUGUUUAUCUAGAUCUAGAAAAACAUUGCAAACCAGGCUUUCAUGUAAGCUGGGUUUUGUUCACUUUAUUUUACCUGACAUAGUGUUUUGCCAUAUUGCCACAUAGCUGCAAAGUUAGCAUCAGUAAAACUCACCAACUGUCAUCAAGUGGGAAUACAUUUUAAUUGGAGCGGUUGCCAACUCAACUAACAUUUUUGUACAAGAGAAAGGCUAGAAACAGUAGUAAAUGACCCUUUCAAAGAGGCAUGGGAUGAAGAAUUCCAAACCUAUCCUUAAUUCCUGUCUUUGCAAGCUACCCCUAAGCAUCUUCAGACUCUGUAGCAUCCUUGCAGACUUUUUUACUAUACAAGAGCACGUACUGCACACUAAAUAGCCUGCAUCUAUUUAGUGUGAUCUGUUCUGCAUGAUAUAUUUCCAUAUAGAGAACAUUCUUUAUCAUAGGCAGAGUUAUAAAAGUCUGAAAACAACAGAAACAGAAAACAAAAGUCCUACCAUUGUAUUGGGGUCCACCUGUGCACUUAAGACAGGUGAUUUCACAAAUUAGCUGAUCUACCUUAACCUGACUCUCGCCAGAUGAAUUUCGUUCCGCUAGGCAGAACGGAAUUCAUCUGGCGAGAGUCAAGUUAGAUCUACCUGGCUGAAGACUGAAGACCUGGCUGUGGUAAUUCACAU
Molecule: messenger RNA, 2101 nt
Organism: Alosa alosa (allis shad)
Lineage: Eukaryota; Metazoa; Chordata; Actinopteri; Clupeiformes; Clupeidae
Gene: napaa
Product: N-ethylmaleimide-sensitive factor attachment protein, alpha a
Exons: 11
Coding region: 96-983 (295 amino acids)
Biological process (GO): intracellular protein transport; regulation of synaptic vesicle priming; SNARE complex disassembly
Cellular component (GO): vacuolar membrane; terminal bouton; synaptobrevin 2-SNAP-25-syntaxin-1a complex
Molecular function (GO): soluble NSF attachment protein activity; syntaxin binding
Source: RefSeq, a predicted model, not a curated record